This is a messenger RNA of Lagenorhynchus albirostris (white-beaked dolphin), 5575 nucleotides long. It is a transcript of the gene ADAM22, whose product is annotated as ADAM metallopeptidase domain 22. Gene Ontology annotation, molecular function: metalloendopeptidase activity. The record is from RefSeq and is a predicted model, not a curated record. The coding region runs from base 105 to 2996 and encodes 963 amino acids. The transcript is spliced from 32 exons. Gene Ontology annotation, cellular component: postsynaptic density membrane. NCBI's taxonomy places the organism in Eukaryota, Metazoa, Chordata, Mammalia, Artiodactyla, Delphinidae. Gene Ontology annotation, biological process: proteolysis.
GGGGCGGCCCAGGCGAGCCGGGGCCGCGGGGCGCGGGAUCCGGACGCGGCUGCCCGGGCAUGAGGAGCUGAGCGUCUCGGGCGAGGAGGGCUGACGGCUGCACCAUGCAGGCGGCGGCGGCUGUAUCCGUGCCCUUCUUGCUGCUCUGCGCCCUGGGGACCUGUCCCCCGGCGGGCUGCGGCCGGGCAGGAGACGCCUCGUUGACGGAGCUGGAGAGGAGGGAAGAAAACCGGUUCCUGGAGCGCCAGAGCAUCGUGCCACUCCGGCUCAUCUACAGCUCGGGCGAAGACGAAACUGGGCACGACGCGCUCGAUACGCGGGUGCGGGGCGACCCCGGCGGCGGGCAGUUGACUCACGUUGACCAGGCAAGCUUCCUGCUGGGUGCCUUUGGAACAUCGUUUAUUCUUGAUGUCCUGCUAAAUCAUGAUUUGCUGUCCUCUGAAUAUGUGGAGAGACACAUUGAACAUGGAGGGAAGACUGUGGAAGUGAAAGGAGGAGAACACUGUUACUACCAGGGCCACAUCCGAGGAAACCCUGCCUCAUUUGUGGCAUUGUCAACAUGCCAUGGACUUCAUGGGAUGUUCUAUGAUGGGAACCACACCUAUCUCAUCGAGCCGGAAGGAAAUGACACCUCCCAAGAGGAUUUCCGUUUUCAUUCGGUUUACAAAUCCAGACUGUUUGAAUUUCCCUUGGAUGAUCUUCCAUCUGAAUUCCAACAAGUAAACAUCACUCCACCAAAAUUUAUUUUGAAGCCAAGACCAAAACGGAGUAGACGACAGCUUCGUCGAUAUCCUCGUAACAUAGAGGAGGAAACCAAAUAUAUUGAACUGAUGAUUGUGAAUGAUCAUCUCAUGUUUAAAAAACAUCGGCUUUCAGUGGUACUUACCAAUACCUAUGCGAAAUCUGUGGUGAACCUGGCGGAUUUAAUAUAUAAAGACCAACUUAAGACAAGGAUAGUAUUGGUUGCCAUGGAAACCUGGGCGGCUGACAACAAGUUUGCCAUAUCUGAAAAUCCAUUGAUCACCCUACGUGAAUUUAUGAAAUACAGGAGGGAUUUUAUCAAAGAGAAAAGUGAUGCAGUUCACCUUUUUUCGGGAAGUCAAUUUGAGAGUAGCCGGAGCGGGGCAGCUUAUAUUGGUGGGAUUUGCUCGUUGCUGAAAGGAGGAGGCGUGAAUGAAUUUGGGAAAACGGAUUUAAUGGCAGUUACACUUGCCCAGUCGUUAGCCCAUAAUAUUGGUAUUAUCUCAGACAAAAGAAAGUUAGCAAGCGGUGAGUGUAAAUGUGAGGACACGUGGUCUGGAUGCAUAAUGGGAGACACUGGCUAUUAUCUUCCUAAAAAGUUCACCCAGUGUAAUAUUGAAGAGUAUCAUGACUUCCUGAAUAGUGGAGGUGGUGCCUGCCUUUUCAACAAACCUUCUAAGCUUCUUGAUCCUCCUGAGUGUGGCAAUGGCUUCAUUGAAACUGGAGAGGAGUGUGACUGUGGGACCCCGGCAGAAUGUGUCCUUGAAGGAGCAGAGUGUUGUAAGAAAUGCACCUUGACUCAAGACUCCCAGUGCAGUGAUGGUCUUUGUUGUAAAAAGUGCAAGUUUCAGCCUAUGGGAACUGUAUGCCGUGAAGCAGUAAAUGAUUGUGAUAUUCGUGAAACAUGCUCAGGAAAUUCAAGCCAGUGUGCCCCCAAUAUUCAUAAGAUGGAUGGUUAUUCCUGUGAUGGUGUCCAGGGAAUUUGCUUUGGAGGAAGAUGUAAAACCAGGGAUAGACAAUGCAAAUACAUCUGGGGGCAAAAGGUGACAGCAUCAGACAAAUACUGCUAUGAGAAACUGAAUAUUGAAGGCACCGAGAAGGGUAACUGUGGGAAAGACAAAGACACAUGGAUACAGUGCAACAAACGGGAUGUGCUUUGUGGUUACCUUUUGUGUACGAACAUUGGUAAUAUCCCGAGGCUUGGAGAACUCGAUGGUGAAAUCACAUCUACUUUAGUUGUACAGCAGGCAAGAACAUUAAACUGCAGUGGUGGGCAUGUUAAGCUUGACGAAGAUGUAGACCUUGGCUAUGUGGAAGAUGGGACACCUUGUGGUCCCCAAAUGAUGUGCUUAGAACACAGGUGUCUUCCUGUGGCUUCCUUCAACUUUAGUACUUGUUUAAGCACUAAAGAAGGCACUGUUUGUUCAGGAAAUGGAGUUUGCAGUAAUGAGCUGAAGUGUGUGUGUAACAGACACUGGGUAGGUGAGGACUGCAGCACUUACUUCCCUUACAAUGAUGAUGCAAAGGCUGGCAUUACUCUGUCUGGCAAUGGUGUUGCUGGUACCAAUAUUAUAAUAGGCAUAAUUGCUGGCACCAUUUUAGUGCUGGCCCUCAUAUUAGGAAUAACUGCAUGGGGCUAUAAAAACUAUCGAGAACAGAGACAGUUACCCCAGGGAGAUUAUGUAAAAGAGCCUGGAGAUGGCGACUCUUUUUAUAGCGACAUUCCUCCUGGAGUGAGCACAAACUCAGCAUCUAGUUCUAAGAAGAGGUCUGCUUUUCUGUCGCAUUUUCAGAUUUCUACCUGUUCCAUCACACAUUAUUCCAUUAGUCAGAACAUUUCAUUAUUUUGCAGCAGGUCAAAUGGACUCUCUCAUUCUUGGAGUGAAAGGAUUCCAGACACAAAACAUAUUUCGGACAUCUGUGAAAAUGGACGACCUCGCAGUAACUCUUGGCAAGGUAACCUGGGAGGCAACAGAAAGAAAAUCAGAGGCAAAAGAUUUAGACCUCGGUCUAAUUCAACUGAGUAUUUAAACCCAUGGUUCAAAAGAGACUAUAAUGUAGCUAAGUGGGUAGAAGAUGUGAAUAAAAACACUGAAGGACCAUACUUUAGGACUUUAUCUCCUGCCAAGUCUCCUUCUUCGUCAACUGGGUCUAUUGCCUCCAGCAGAAAAUACCCUUAUCCAAUGCCUCCCCUUCCCGAUGAGGAGAAGAAAGUGAACCGACAAAGUGCCAGGCUAUGGGAGACAUCCAUUUAAGAUCAGCUGUUUACAUGUGAUACAUCGAAACUGUUUACUUCAACUUUUAUAGAAACUCAGCCUCACUGAAUCACUGCAAAUCUAUCUGCUCUUCAAACAACUCGAAAACAUCUCGGAAUGCCACAGAGGAGAGGAAGCCGAGACUCACAUCUGGAUACCAUUUUCUUUUUGUCAUUGGCUUCAGAUUUAAUUGAACCAUGAAAAGAACUACUAAAAUGUUACACUAUAACAUGGAACAACUAAGGUACUGGUAUGUUAAUGGAUAAUCCGCAUGACAGAUAUAUGUAGAAAUAUCACUGAAAUUAACUCACAUGACCCAAAUGUAGCAAGUUUCCUAAGGGACAAUAAUGGAUUCAGAACUCGACAUUCUGAAGCACAUCCUCAUUGUAGACAGUAAUGCUAUGUGCAUGAGGCUUCUGUUUAUUGUUUUCCACAUUUAAGGAAACAACAUCCCAUAAUAGAAACUAGCAUGCUGGGCUAAGGCAUAUAGGAUUUCUUCUGCAGGACUUUAAAGCUUGAGAGGCCAAUAUCCCAUAUGCUAACUGUAAACAUGUAUUUUUUUUCUUUUUUUUUUACUUUUCAUAUUUAUAUCAGCAUACAAGGACAAUUGUACAUAUAUAAACAUUUUUAAAAUUUAAAAAAAAAGCAGCUGUUACACACAAGUGUAUUUUGCCAGAUGCCUAAAAACAAUCAGUCACAAUCACGUCAUCAUCGUCCAUCGAAUGGUCUUUCAAGAUUAUGACCGGAUGAUGUUGUAAAUAUAGUGGUCAGGGCUGUAUGUGUGUCUCCCCAUAAUUGGUAUUUGUCCAAACCAUGUGCUAUCCCUUUAAAGGGUGCACAGUCUAGAGGCAGUUUUAUUGAGUAAUUAAUUGAACAAGAGAACGAAAUGUCCGACAGAACUUAGGGCCUCCACAGCUUGCUUACUGCCUCAAGGCGCUCUGCUAGCAGCUGGCUGCUCCCUGGGAAUCCUCCAGCCUGUCCAUCUUCCUUCUGGGGGCUACAGCGCCUGCCUCAGUGGCUAUUCUUUUUCGGUGCCAGAGCACAUCUGCUAGUCUCACGGGGGGGGGGGGGGGGGGCUGUGAGCCCCACAGCAGUGUGUCCUGCUGAGUUAAACAAAUGCACCAAAGACACAGGAGGCCACAGCUGCUGAUGCAUUGGUAGCUUCCAACUUGCCAAUACUCUAACCCUUUGUGGCCUAAACUUUUGUUCUUUAACAAAGCUUUUUAGCCACCCUUAUCUGUGACAUGAAUGACGUGUUUUAAUGAAAACAACUUUCACACUGUUUAUUGAGGGUAUUUAUCAUCGGUGGGACGUGAGUCCCAGCAGGUCAUUCUGCACUGAUUUGUAAGUAAGAUAUGGAAGGUUCUACCAGCUGGGCUGGGAAGCCUCAGCAGGUCGCAGAGGGUUCAAAGAAACCUAAAACCCCAAGGGUGCAGCAACUGUGAAGUUAUCCAAACAGCCGGCAAGGGGUAGAAUCUGAUGUUCUGAACUCUCUACGUUUUUAAUCCAUAGAAAAGUGAGAAAUCUAUGUUAAAUCCCCUUCUUUAAAACCAAAGUUCGAUAGCUGUCAUCAUGCAGCUCUGCCAUUCUUAAAGAAAACUUCUCUUGGGAGGCGACCCUAAGUGAGCUCAGAAAUUAAUGGGAUCAAUCAGAUGCUUUGAUGUAAAGAGUACUUCUGAAUUUUCUAAUUUUCUCUCCUUUUUCUUGAGAGGAAUGGAAUCUGCAGACAAGAUUUCAGAAAUAUCCUCUAAAUUUGAUCUCUGCCAGUAGUGUCCGAGAACAAAACCCAUUUCAUCUCCGUGUGUAAUCAUCUUGGAGGCCCAAACUAAAGGGCCCAUUAGAAGGCAGUGUUUUCUCCUCUAUGUGUCUAUGUCUUCCGUAACGGACCUCUCUUCUGAAAGUCUUUGAAAACAUUUGAAAAGCAGUUUAAUGAUCCAAAAUGAUAAAGUAUAAACAGCAGUUUUCACGACAGGAAGGGAUGUGAUUGUCGAGACUAUGAUAAAAUGAUCCAUCAGUCUCAAGUUGGGUGAUGUUGCCGUGUAGCCCAAGCCAAGGACAGGAGGGCAGACAGAUUUAAAGAUGUAGCAAAUAAAGUGGCUUUUGACCAAGAUCACUUUAAUGUGCACUGAAUGUUUUCUGAUAUUGAGUGUAUAAAAGGCUAAUGUUAGAAGGUUUAUUUUGACUAUAAAAGAGUUAUAGAUUUGAAUGUAAGAUACCUUAUGUAAAUAUGCUUCCUAGUUAUGGUUACACAUCCCUCAUUUGAAAGAAUCCACAAAUGAUUAGCUAUGUAGUCAAUGGAUCCCUUCACCCUUCUGUCUUUCCUCACCUUCUGAAUUAUUUUUACAUGAAGAUUAUUAUUUCAAGUGAAAAAAUCAUUAUUUGUGCCUUUUGGGAGACAUGGUUGCUCUAGAGGUAUACAGUUUAUAGUCAUCCUCCUCGAUAAUAAACUUCACAUAGAACUGAAUGAAAAGUGCUUUAUUUGCAGAGAGACUACGAUUUGUGGCCUCUCCCGUUGCGGAGCACAGGCUCCGGAUGCGCAGGCUCAGCGGCCAUGGCUCAUGGGCCCAGCCGCUCCGCGG